This is a messenger RNA of Clonostachys rhizophaga, 1598 nucleotides long. Lineage: Eukaryota; Fungi; Ascomycota; Sordariomycetes; Hypocreales; Bionectriaceae. The record is from the annotation of a GenBank genome assembly.
AUGAUUACACCCAAAGGCCGUCUCGUCGACUCCCCUGGGCCCGUAAUUUUCGACUACAAGGGAAACCUUGUCUGGACAACGGAUGAAUUUGGACAGGUUGCAGAUCUCCAGGUUCAAACAUACAAAAACACGCAGUACCUCACGUUUUGGAAGAGCAUAGAAGGAAUAUAUGCUGGUUUUGGGCGGGGAGAAUAUCUGAUGCUAGACGAGAACUACCAAGUCUUUCGCACCUUCAGACCUAUCGGAGACGAUCUAAUGGGAGAUCUGCACGAGUUCAAGGUCACUGACGAAGGGACUGUGCUCAUGACGGUGUAUGCUCCUAGAAAGGCAGAUCUCAGUCCUAUCGGGGGACCAGAGGAGGGCUGGAUAGUCGAUAGCAUGUUCCAGGAGGUUGAUAUCGAAACUGGGAAGCUGCUCUUCCACUGGCACGCCUCUGAACAUGUCGAUAUAGAUGAGACGAUCCGAUAUUUUGCUGGCGCAGAUGACGGAGAGAGCCCUCACUCUGGAUUUGAUUUCUUCCACAUCAAUAGUCUUGACAAAGAUGAAAAAGGGAACUACCUCGUCUCGGGGCGCCACACGAAGACCAUCCAUUUGAUUAGCCGCGAAGACGGCAAGAUCAUCUGGACUCUUGGCGGCAAGAAGAACAUGUUCGAAGACUUAUCAGAAGGUCUUGCCACCGACUUUCACUAUCAACACCACAUCAGAAUGCAUGAGAACAACACAAUCUCUCUUUUUGACAAUGCUAGAGCUGAAAGGCAAGGCCCCAAGAGUCCCCACGACUACAGCCGCGGUUUGGUAAUCCAGCUCGAUGACAUCAAGCUCACUGCCACGCUUGUACAGCAGUUUUGGGACCCUCAGCAUCCGAAACACCCCGACUCACAGGGAUCGGCUCAGCUGAUCGAGGAGACAGGUGGCAUGCUUGUCGACUACGGCAUGUAUCCCGCCUUCACUGAGUUCGGUCCGGACGGCGAAGUUCUCUGCGACGUCCGCAUAGCCCCCUGGGUCCUAUACCGCGUCGGUGCUGUCGUCAGUUACCGUGGCUUCAAGGGUCAUUGGGUCGGGAAGCCCACGAGUCACAUCAACGUCUACCUCAAACCAUCCGACGGCGUCUUGUACGUCAGUUGGAUCGGGGACACGGAGGUCAGCCAAUGGGUCUUGCAGGGCGCAGACUGGGAGGACGUAUCACGGGAACGAUGGAUGAACUUGGUGGCCAGACCCAAGGACGGGUUUGAAACUGGCUUUGAUAUGGAAGAAGAUAUGCCCGAAUAUGUUCGUGUCGCUGGCGUGGCCAAGAACGGCAGGAUUCUCAAAUACUCCUCUGUGAUCAAGAGGACGUAUGGGAACGCCAGAUCUCCAGAUCAAUUGCUGACGAUCUUGAAGACGAUCUUGACAGUUUCCAAAUUAAGCAUUUUUAUAUUUGUGGUCCUGAUCCUAUUACGGUAUGCAGGACUUUUCCGAGCAUUCAGGGCACGCUCGGUAAACAAGGCAAUUGGGUUGUCUCGUCUUUGGGGCUUAAUUUCAACGACGUUGUGGAAGAAAAGGGGUGUGAUUCUUUCCCAUUCGAGAUGGAGAGGGUGGGCUUUUGGGAAGCCGGAUGA